AUGAUGAUGACGAUGAUGAUGAUAAUAGUAACUAUGAUUAAGAUGAUAAAAAUGUGCGAUGAUGAAAAUGAUGAUGAUAAUGAUGAUGGUAAUGAUGAUAAUGAUAAUGAUAAUGAUAAUGAUAAGGACGAUGAUGUUAUGCAUGUCAAAAUGUUUGAUUUUCCUUAA
Molecule: messenger RNA, 168 nt
Organism: Loa loa (African eye worm)
Lineage: Eukaryota; Metazoa; Nematoda; Chromadorea; Rhabditida; Onchocercidae
Exons: 2
Coding region: 1-168 (55 amino acids)
Source: RefSeq, a predicted model, not a curated record